Eriocheir sinensis (Chinese mitten crab) is the source of this 1923-nucleotide messenger RNA. RefSeq lists its product as uncharacterized. The coding region runs from base 778 to 1572 and encodes 264 amino acids. The transcript has 2 exons. NCBI's taxonomy places the organism in Eukaryota, Metazoa, Arthropoda, Malacostraca, Decapoda, Varunidae. The record is from RefSeq and is a predicted model, not a curated record.
UCUUCUCUGAUCAUUUCCCUUCCUUUCGUGUCCAUCCUUCUCUGAUCAUUUCCCUUCCUUUCGUGUCCAUUCUUCCCUGAUCAUUUCCCUUCCUUUCGUGUCCAUUCUUCUCUGAUCAUUUCCCUUCCUUUCGUGUCCAUUCUUCUCUGAUCAUUUCCCUUCCUUUCGUGUCCAUUCUUCUCUGAUCAUUUCCCUUCCUUUCGUGUCCAUUCUUCUCUGAUCAUUUCCCUUCCUUCCGUCGGCUGCAAGGGAGACAAAAAGCCGCAUUUUCAAGCGUCUCGGCGCCUCAGUUCGCCUGUUUGAAAAGCCUCUAUUGAAAGGUGCUGAGACUUUCCAGCAUGGACUGUUCUGUGAUCCUCGCGAUAGUUUUACUCAGCUUCUGCACCUUGAACAGAGAAAGUCACCCGUGAGCUCCCGCUUGAUGUUCUCUGUGGCGCUGAGUAACAGUCGUACUUUGAGCCCGGAGUAAGUUGUGUCGAGGCGUCAAGUAGUACACGGCAAGUCACGCACGAAACAUCCUGUCCCAGAUCUGGAAACUGUAGGAAAAUUAUCUAAAAGGCGCCCAGUAUAUAAUCACAGGCACAGCCAUUUCUCCCCAGUGUCUCUCUCGUCCUGCCGGGAGUGGUCGCUGCACGCUGAACUGCCUCUCCAAGGAAAGGGAGACCAAGAGUCGCUGCGAAGAUACGAAAGUGAACGCCUCAGCAGUCUUUAGAAGCUCAACACUCAAGACUCAACACUCUUCCCCUGCACACACACACACACACACGGUGAGCCACGAUGAAGGCCAGGCUGCCCUUACUCUUGGUGUUUAUUGAGUCAUCGUUGCUUGCGGCCAGAAAUUCCUUCAGACCCUACUGGAACCCACACUGCCCUGCCCAAAUUACCAUCUCGGGGGAUGAGGAAUGGAAGAACUUUACCACCAGGGAACAUAACAGGGGCGCCUGGAGCACCACCUUAUACGUGCACCCCGAUCCAGGGUUCAAAGGCAUCAGGCUCGUGGCGGCGGGCGAUGGCUUGCUGAGUGACGCCUGGUUCACGCUGGACGCCACUUGCUUCCCUGGGGACGCACAGUGGUGGAGGUUGUGGGCACGUGUGUUAAACUAUGGCGGCAUCAAUCGCCACGGUCUUCAGUUUGAAGUACAGGCUGGUGACUGUGCUCUUGGGUGCCUCAGAACAGGCUACUUCCCUGAUUACCGGGCUGUUACUGUUGAGGCUCACGGGCCCUCAAGGUGGAGAUCAAAGUACCCGAGUCGACAAUGCACUGUAAAAGGAUACACAAGACCAAGCCUCUCAUGGAAAAACUGCACCUACAUCCCCAUCACCACCACCACCACCACCACCCCUACAACCACCACCACCACCCCUACAACCACCAUCACCACAACCACCAUCACCAUCAUCGUUGUGUCGGCAAUGAUAGGUGUUGGUGUUCUUGUUGUUCUUGUGGUAGUGAUGUGGCGUUUCCGGCAAAGAAGGAUAUCCAAAGAAGUGCCCCGCGUGCCGCUGCGGCGUGGACUGGCCGCCUCCUGGCGCGUCGGUGGCGAGGCAGCGAUCGGCGACAGCCGCGUGUAGCCGCCCAUGGGCCCCACCGUGCGCCCGCGUGUGGCGCCGCGGCAGCAGGAGCCCGACUACCUGUACUUCGGCGACGACGAGGAGCACAUCUACGACGAGUUCCCCGACCCUCUAAUCCACCAGGAGAUCCCUGGGCCUCCAAUCUACGAGGAGAUCCCCGGGCCUCCUAUUUACGAGGACAUCCCCGGGCCUCCAAUCUACGAGAAUAUCUCCGAGCAUCCACGCAGCCACGAGGCCGAAAACUUAGACUCCGAUGAUAGUGCUUACCUCACCUCGAGGCGAGCACCCCCGGGCACACCCUCAGGGCAUCCACCCAGCCAAGAGGCCGAAUACUUAGACUCCGAUGAUGUU